AUGAUUCGAUCAACAUUCCCCUCAAAAUAUAGAACCAUCACUUCCGUCAAGGAUAUUGAACUUGACCUCUUUCAUCACAUCUCAAACAUCUUCUCUCUCUUCAGACACCAGUCCACCAUGUCCGACCAGCAGAUCAUCUUCACCAAGAACGCCCCUGCGGCUGUUGGCCCUUACUCCCAGGCCAUCAAGACCCCCAACAUGAUCUACUGCUCUGGCCAGAUCCCUCUUACCCCUGAGGGUGAGCUCGUUGAGGGUUCCAUCACCGCCCAGACCGAGCAGGCCUGCAAGAACGCCAAGGCCGUUCUCGAGGAGGCUGGCUCCGAGCUCGCCAAGGUCGUCAAGACCACCAUCUUCAUCUCUGACAUGGCUCACUUUGCUGAGCUCAACGCCGAGUACGAGAAGUGGUUCUCCCACAAGCCUGCUCGCAGCUGCGUUGCCGUCAAGACUCUCCCCAAGAACGUCGAUGUUGAGAUUGAGGUCAUUGCUCUCCCUUAA
Molecule: messenger RNA, 495 nt
Organism: Fusarium keratoplasticum
Lineage: Eukaryota; Fungi; Ascomycota; Sordariomycetes; Hypocreales; Nectriaceae
Product: 2-iminobutanoate/2-iminopropanoate deaminase
Exons: 6
Coding region: 1-495 (164 amino acids)
Cellular component (GO): cytosol; mitochondrion
Molecular function (GO): deaminase activity
Source: RefSeq, a predicted model, not a curated record